GCGGACCGCUUCGGUGAACCCAUCGGCGAGCGGGCACGAUGCCGCGAGGUCAGGCUCGGGUGUUUGAGGAUGGGGGGGAGGACGAGAAUCUGAAGGCGCAGAAGAGAUGUUGCGUGUACAAGUACAUCCCUGUGGGACAGAGUCUCGACGAGAGAUUCCGCGGCAAUCGCAUGUUGAAGUGCGUUUUCUGCGGGCAUGAGUUCCAGGGCAACCAGUUCGUGGCGGCGCGCCAUUUCCGCCAGGGCAAGGGAUGUCCGGAAGUGACCGACGAGGCACUUGUCGACAUCCACUACAACAGUGAGUACAAAAUGUCCGACAAGUUCCUACAGCGGAUCCAGCAGUUUGCGGAGCUUCACGGUCCGACGCCUACGAUGGAUCCGCGACGGGACGAGGGGGGGGGGGGAGAGAUGAGGGACGCGGAGGAGCAGAUCGACAUGCACGGCGACGUCAAGGAGGUUGCGCGGGCGGGGUCAUCAGGGAGGGAGCGAGGGAAGGGCCUUGUCAUCGAGCCGGGGGGGCAGCAAGGCCAGUACUUUGCGUCUGCGCACGUGUCGGUUCGUACACGGGCAGGUGCCGAUACGGCUGAGGCGGGUCCGUCUGCAGGGAAGAGGAAGGAGAGAGAGGAGGGGGCGCGACCGACGGCAGCACCCAGAACACAGAAGAGGCUGAGGCAGAACACGAUCACAGAGUCUUUCUCUGCAAAGUGGCAGAUGGAGUUCAAGAAGAAGUGGCUGCAGUUUGUGUACAGUCAGCGCCUGGCGGAUUUGUCGGGGCCAGUGAAGGUGUUGUGGCCUUCAGAGAACGAGAUUGCAGACAUAGAGACCAUUGUCCACACGGCGGACGAUGUGGGAGCUGAACUCGCGGAGGUCAGGGCUCCUUUCUAUGUCACGGGGGCCACCAUUAUGUCAGACGGAAGGAAGUCACGCGAUGCUAGACCCAUCAUUAACUUCCUUGCCGGCGGGUCGCGUGGGGUGAUGCUCGUCCGGACGAUGAACAGGGAGGGUGAGCGGGAUCGGGCGCCUGAUGUGUUGGCGCGCUGGAUCAAGGUGUUCGAUGACUUUCCCCCUAAGUGGGUGAACGCCAUCUGCACCGACUCCGCCUCGGCGUACGUCGCCGCGGCGAACAUGCUCCAGGGGCCCCAGCAGAGGCCAAAGCAUCGACGGAUCACGUGGCUCGCACACGCAGUGCAUGUCUGCAACAAGAUGUUGUCAGACAUUGGCUGUUCGGGCCCGUGGUCCAAGGACAUCAUCGUGAGGGGGAGAGCGGUGGUGCGCUUCAUUAAGGAGCACGGCGCCGCUCUCCACAUUUUCUGGGGGGAGAGCAGUCAGAUGGGCCUCAUCUAUCCUUGCGAGACACGUUUCGCAUCCGUGUUCACGAUGGUGGAGCGUUUGCUGGCAGUGAGGUCAGCAUUGGAGAGGACGGUGGAUGGCGAUACUUGGGGUAUGGUCCCUUGGGACCAUUCCGUUCGUCAGUUGGCUAGGUGGGUCAAGUGGCAGGUGCGGCAUGGCAGUUGGUGGGAUUCCAUGGGCGUCUUGUUCCGCAUCAUGGAGCCUGUGUACGACCUGCUGCGUAGGUUGGACCGCAGAGGGCUGCACAUGUCGCAGGUGGUUGAGUGGACACAGGAUCUAGCCCGCCAUGUAGCAGAGGAGGUUUGUGCACUUCCGACAGAUCUUGCACACUACAUUGUGCAGAGGGUGCAAGCUCGAUGCGCUCACAUGCUGGAACCGGCGCACGCCGCUGCUCACAUUCUCUGUCCCAGCCGACGGGACUUGCGGUACUUUGAGGGCAUGGUCAGCGACUACGACGCGAGUUUGGUGAGGGAGGCGGAGUCUCCGGCAGAGGUUCACGACACCACGCAGUGGGAGGAGACUUCGGCAGAGGUAUCGAGUACGGGAGUAGAUGUUCAGCAGGGGACGCAUGAGAGCAGGUUGGCACCGACAGAGGAGCCACGUUCGGAGCCGGCGCAUCCUCCUGUCGUCCAGUUGAGGCCCAAGGAGACAUUGCAGGAGAUGUCCCCGGGUCUGGAGGACAUACAGAAGGGGCAGUCAGCGGGCGUUGAUGAUAUUCGCCCAUCAGCACAGGCGGAGGGGAUAGCGCCGACCACCGGGGGGGACGUGGCCGUAGCGGGGGUCGUUGGAGUUGGCGGGUCGGGGGUGCCGUCCAUGGCCGAUCCGAUGUCCACGUCUGGCGGGGGGGACCCCGCACAGGUGGAUAGGCAUGACGCGGACGGACAGGAGAUGCCACGGACUUUGGUGGUUCGCACUGCUGUGGGGUCAGUGGUGCCGCAUCAGGCACCGUUUUUGGAGGGUUAUAGGCGUCGUGCACAUGGCGGGGGCCUGGUCGAGGAGCGACGUGUAGGCAGGGGCGCGUGCAUACCCCCGGUCCCUACUUUUAUGCCAUCACGGACGAGGCCGGAGAUUAGGCAUGUGGCUACGCCUCGGGGCAGCCUCCUUUUUGGUUUUAUGACCGCUGAGGAGUUGGAGGACCACGGCAGGAGGGAUUUGACGGAGAUCGACCAGCGUGUUUUGAGCGAGACGAGACGGGUGAUGACGGCGAGUGCCAGCCGUCAGCCAGGUUUGAGAGGGGCUUCCACGGUCGUGAGAUGUCGAGAUGUUGUAGCUUCAGGGUUUGGUGGUAGGGGCGGUGGCGGCGGUGGCAGCGUUGGCCAGGGCGACGACAUACGUGAGGGUGCAGGCGUUGCCGCAGCGAGCGCAGUGGAUCCGCCCUUGACGUACGGUUUGGGAGAGGCGUCGAUUAUGUUGCAUGAGCGUGACGUUGUUACACGACCGAGGCAGGAGAGACACGUGCCAUUAGAUCGACGCCAGGAGGGGGAGACUUCAGGGACAGACGGUCUACCUAUGGCACGCGAGUCACGCCGACGUGAUGACCUAGCAGCCGCAGGUGUAGGCAGGAUGUUGAGAGGCAGGAGACUCAUUAUGGACGACGACCUCGACGAGUAUCCCGUCGCUCCUGAGCCUUCCGCUGGCAGACGCGGCGGCCAGCGUCAGAGAGAUCGACUGCGUGGCAGUGGUCGGAGGGGAGGUGGUGGUUCUCAUCGGUCCAAGCGAGAUCCGCGUGCGCAAGACGAUCGUUGACGGAUCACGGACUUGCAUUUUCGUGACAUUCUGAGUGUACUUUAGUUUUUUGUUAUCCAUGACAGACGUAG
Chara braunii is the source of this 3166-nucleotide messenger RNA. The record is from the annotation of a GenBank genome assembly. Lineage: Eukaryota; Viridiplantae; Streptophyta; Charophyceae; Charales; Characeae.